AGGAGAACAUAGAUAGGCAUUAGACAGAUAAUAAAUUGAACAAAGCUCAUGGUGCACCUGCUUGUGCUUCCUCCAUAUCCUUCAUUCCUAACACUCCAUCCUUCUCCAUACCAUAAUAAUAAUAAUCACAACCCUCUAAGCUCACCCUUCAUCUACCUCUCUCUUCAAGUUCUUUUCCAUGAACUAUUACUUCUUUAGAGGAAGGAACUGGAUCAGAUCUUCAUUUGAACUCAUCAACCUACACAGUUUCACCUGACAUUAUUCAAAUAUCCUCUACCAAAACAGUUGAGAUCAGGAAAGCCUCACAACCUCAAAGUCAAAGCCACCACCUCCCAGAUCAAAGCUCCAUAUGAAUCCUCAGGCUCAGGGACGAAUGAAGAAAGAGGAGUUUGUAGGACAAAGUUCUUCCUAUUCUGGUGGCGUUCCUCCCCAACCAAUGGAGUGUCUUCAAGAAACUGGUCCUCCACCUUUCCUCACAAAAACAUACGACAUAGUUGAUGACCCUUCCACAAAUCAUAUAAUUUCAUGGAGCACAGGGAAUAACAGCUUCGUAGUGUGGAACCCACAGGCCUUUUCCAUAAGCCUUCUCCCCAGAUUCUUCAAGCACAACAAUUUCUCCAGUUUUGUCAGGCAACUCAACACCUAUGGGUUUAAGAAGGUUGAUCCAGAUAGGUGGGAGUUUGCCAAUGAGAUGUUUCUUAGAGGACAGAAAGAUCUUUUGAAGAAUAUUAGAAGGAGGAAAGCCAAUCAAUCUCAGGCAAUGCAGCAAGCUCUAGACCCUUGUGUUGAGGUGGGGUGGUUCGGAUUAGACGGAGAAGUUGAUCGGUUAAGGCGUGACCGGCAAGUUCUCAUGGUGGAGUUGGUGAAACUCAGACAACAGCAACAGAGUACUAGAGCUCACAUUCAAGCAAUGGAAGGAAGGAUUAAAAGGACAGAGCAGAAACAGCAACAGAUGAUGAGUUUCUUGGCAAGAGCAGUGCAAAAUCCCAAUUUCUUGCAGCAAUUAGCUCAACAAAAGGAAUGGAGAAAGGAAUCGGAGGAGGCAGUUUCCAAGAAGAGAAGGCGACCUAUUGAUCAAGGGCCAUGUGAAUUAGAACAUGCUGAAGAUAGCUCUGAAUUUGUUAAACUUGAACAAUCACAUGAAUACAGUGACAAAUUAGUAGAGUUUGAGGUAUCUGACUUGGAUUAUGCUUUGAAUAUUGAGGGACAAUGUGGAAGCCAGAACAUGAUGAACGUGGAGCAAGAUCAUGUUCAUCUUAGAAGAAGUAGUGAUCAAAACAUUGAUGAAGUGUUUUGGCAAGAUUUGCUUGAUGAGGGUAUUGGUGAUCAACAUGUGCUAGAUGUUGAAGAUGUAGAUGUAUUGGCUGAGCAACUUGGUUAUUUGGCCUCUGGUCCAAAUAGGAGGCUGUCAUAGGCUGCAAUUUUUCUACCUUGAGAAGGAUGAAAAUUUCCGGUCUUGAUUUGGUGUCUCAUUUCCUAUCUCACCAAUUAACCUGUACCAUGUAAGUGUGUUAUAGUCUUACAUGGAUAAUUUUUAAAUGAUAUGGUAUAAUUUGAUUGGUGGAACAGGUAAGAGAAUAUCAAAUGGGGAUUGAAGAUUUCAGUCAAAUAUUUAGUUGGGUGGUGGUUGUACUUGUAUCUCCUUCCUUCGUUAUACUUUUGUGACCAGUUUCAUGUUGAUAUAUACUUGAUUCUCUAGAUACUAAACUCCAACUCUUGUGAUAGUGUCAUGGCCCAUUUUUAAAGCAUGAAUAGAUGCAAGUACACUGGUGGUUUGUUCUCA
This is a messenger RNA of Lotus japonicus, 1783 nucleotides long. Its product is annotated as heat stress transcription factor A-6b-like. Bases 350 to 1414 code for a protein of 354 amino acids. Gene Ontology annotation, cellular component: nucleus. The record is from RefSeq and is a predicted model, not a curated record. Gene Ontology annotation, molecular function: RNA polymerase II cis-regulatory region sequence-specific DNA binding; DNA-binding transcription factor activity. The transcript is spliced from 2 exons. Gene Ontology annotation, biological process: regulation of transcription by RNA polymerase II. Lineage: Eukaryota; Viridiplantae; Streptophyta; Magnoliopsida; Fabales; Fabaceae.